This is a messenger RNA of Nematolebias whitei (Rio pearlfish), 894 nucleotides long. It is a transcript of the gene hcar2, whose product is annotated as proteinase-activated receptor 3. Gene Ontology annotation, molecular function: G protein-coupled receptor activity. Gene Ontology annotation, cellular component: membrane. The transcript has a single exon. The record is from RefSeq and is a predicted model, not a curated record. Lineage: Eukaryota; Metazoa; Chordata; Actinopteri; Cyprinodontiformes; Rivulidae. Gene Ontology annotation, biological process: positive regulation of Rho protein signal transduction; phospholipase C-activating G protein-coupled receptor signaling pathway. The coding region runs from base 1 to 894 and encodes 297 amino acids.
AUGGACUUUCCAGACUUCAACUCUUCUGCGCUCUUCAUCUCUCACAGACCUUCAAACUUCAGUGGGAGGCAGACGGUCUAUGAGAGCUGCAGAGAAAUGCCCACAGUCCUCAUCUGGUAUCUCAGUCUGCAGUUUGCAAACAUGUUCCUGGGCAUCCCAGCUAACCUCAUGGUCCUGUGGCUCAUCCACAAGAACAAGAGUGACUCCUCCACCUUGGAAAUCUUCAUCUUUCAACUGGCUAUUUUAGACGUGCUGUUUUGUCUUAUCCCUCCCCUGGAGCUGGUUGACAUCAUUUUCCUCACUAGUGGCACCACCUGGUACAUCCUGCGCUUCAUCUACGGCAUCAAAGACUUCUCGCCACUCUUUCUAUCUUGCAUCUGCCUGGACCACUACAUGGCUGUGAUCCACCCCAUCACUUUCAAUGCUCUUAAAGAUCGCAAACACAGAACAGUCCUGGCCUUUCUGGUCUGGCUCAUCAUUCUGGUUUACGCCUCUGCUAAAUGUGUGGGCAACAUCCUCAACUUCGAGAAGGUCUUCACAGUGAUGAUCCUCACAGCGUUUGCUUUCAUGGUGUUCUGUAACAUAGCCAUUCUCUGGGCCCUGCGACAGUCUGGGCCUGGCAGAGACACCAUGCAUCCUGUGAAGAAGAAAGCCUUUAGGACGGUUCUCAUCAUCCUGGCCAUCAUUGUGUUUAACUACUUCCCUCCUGUUGCCCUGUUCCCUUUCCAGGACCACUUCUCUCCUGACGUGUUUCGCUGCUACAUUCACUAUGUGGCCUUUGGCUUGAUGGACUUCAGCAGCACCAUUCAGCCUAUACUCUACCUGUCCAAGGAGAAGCUUACAUGGAGACUCUGCUGCUACCAGACGCAAACGGACACGGCAAAAAACAAGUAA